Closterium sp. Naga37s-1 is the source of this 1686-nucleotide messenger RNA. The record is from the annotation of a GenBank genome assembly. Lineage: Eukaryota; Viridiplantae; Streptophyta; Zygnematophyceae; Desmidiales; Closteriaceae.
AUGGAUGGAGUACAGCAGAGUGGGGGGCAGGAGAUAGGGGAGCAGCAGUCAGGGGAGCAGCAGAUAGGGGAGGAGCGGAUUGAGGAGCAGCAGAUGGUGGACCAGCAGCUAGGGGAGCAGCAGACAGGGGAGCCGCAGACAGGGGAGCAGGAGAUGUGGGGAAUUAGAGAUGGUGGUCGUGUGUUGGCCUCUGGGAUGAUCACUGCGCCACUGCGUCGCUCCACUCGCAUCACUUGUGUCGAAGAGGAAGAUAGACGGAAGGCGCGGGAGACGCACGCGCUACUAGCAGGGGGGACGCGCUCUACCUCCUCGCUCUCCUCCCCUCCUGCCCUUUCUUUUCCCCCCUCCCAGUCAGCUGAACAGGCAACCGUCCUGCGCCUAUCCGAAAUGGAGGAAGAGCGGCGGAACGCGCGGAAGAGGCCGGAGCAGGCAAUCUUCCUGCGCCUGUCCGAAAUCAAAGAGGAUGAGAGGCGGAAGGUGCGGAAGAGGCGCGCGCUGCUAGCGGAGCGACGCUGCUCGUCCCCUUCGCGGUCCUCCCCUCCUGCCCCUCUCUACCCCCUUUCCCCCUUGCCCCCGCUUCUGCAGUCAGCCGAGCAGGCAAUCUUCCUGUGCCUAUCGGAAAUCGAAGAGGACGAGAGGCGGAAGGCGCGGAAGAGGCGCGCGCUGCUAGCGGAGGGGGUGGCGCUUAUCCUCCUCACUCUCCUCCCCUCCUGCCCUUUCUUUUUACCCACCCAACCCCCGCAGUCAGCCGAGCAGGCCAUCUUCCUGCGCCUAUCCGAAAUUGAAGAGGGGGAGAGACGGAAGGAGCGGAAGAGGCGCGCGUUGCUAGCAGGGGGGGCGGCGCUCAUCCUCCUCGCUCUCCUCAUAGCAGCAGCGGUCGCGAUCGGCGUGACAGCGAGCAAGAAGACGUGCCAGGAAUCCGCGGACCAAUCCAGCAACGCCACGUCAGCAGAGGCGGUGCUGACUCAGCAGCAGCAGCAGGGGGAGUUGGUAGGGACGGUGCAGAUCGGGGGGAGGUGGGGGAAUGUGAGCACUGUUGUUGCAAAGCUUGACAUUCAACCCAACACCAACGGUCUUAUCUCAGCAAACGGAGGAGGCGCCACCUCAUCAUGGGAUGCUGCCACGUGGCAGCCGUCUGGGGGUGCCGUAGAGGACACGUCAGCAUUUCAGCAACUGGCAAAUCCGGAGCUGACACCUGUCGAUGCGCAAGUUUUAGGGAUGGGAGGGGAGAGAGGGCCUCCGGACCUGUCAGUGCAAGGAGUGGACUUCCAAAACGGCCACAUGUCGGUAUCAGGCCCGGACUCCUGGAGCUUUAGCCUUGAGCCGUUCAAGGAGGUCAGCCUGGAUCUGACCGCACUGAUCAACGUGGCGGCGGUGGUGUCGAAUCCGAACCCCAUCGAGAUCAUCGCGCAGGAGGUCAACAUGGACGUCAGCUUCUACAGUGUCGACGUCGGCUACGCUAACAUCCCGGACUUCACUCUCCCUGCCAACAGCAGCGCCACCAUCACUGUCCCAUUCAACAUCGACAACUUCCCGCUGCUCUCCUUCUCCGAUCAGAGCCUUAUCACGGGUUCCAUCGCAAAUGGCGAGCUCGAGUUUCAGGUUCAAUUGGUGUGUAACGCAGUGGUCAACCUGACACAAAAUAACGUGCUUUCCAAGUCGUGCAGCACGAACAUUGCCACGUGA